Molecule: messenger RNA, 639 nt
Organism: Macrosiphum euphorbiae (potato aphid)
Lineage: Eukaryota; Metazoa; Arthropoda; Insecta; Hemiptera; Aphididae
Source: the annotation of a GenBank genome assembly
AUGAAUUCACCUCCUUAUAACCCAACCUCUAAUGGGUUAGCUGAAAGAGGUGUUCAGACCAUAAAAAAAUACUUAUUAAAGAAUGUUGUGGCUGGGUGUCCACCGGGGAAAGAAGCAAUGAAGGAUAAAUUAUUAGGGUGCCUAUCUAAUUACCGUAAUACACCUUGUACAACUACACAGGUUGCUCCAGCAGAACUUAUGUUUAAAUUUAGACCUAGGACCCAGUUAUCUUGGUUAAUUCCUAAGAGUAAAGUGCAGUUAGAUUUAAAUACACCUGUCACCAGGGAAUUUAGUAUUGAUGAUAAAGUCUUGAUUAAGAAGAACUUCAUUAAUAAAAAGGGUUAUACUUGGGAGUUGGGUAGAGUAACAAAAAAAAUUGGGUCAGUAGUUUAUUUGGUUAAAGUUAAUGAAAAAAUAAGGAAAGUGCAUCUUAAUCAAAUGAGAAAGAGUUAUUUAGCUGAUCAUCUCCAUUCACCUAAGUCUUUAUCGGUUUGUGAAGAUCUUAGUUUCAGUAACUUGGGCUCACAUUCCAAUAAUACAACAAACAUUAAUGAUACAUUAGGUACAGAGUUGACAACACGCCGAUAUCCAGAGAGAGAGAGCGUAAGGCACCUGAUAGGUAUCAACCUUAGGCAUUAA